CUGGAGUGAAUUCAAACAUACCAUUCUUAUCAAGAUAAUUGUAGGCAAAACAACUUUGAAUGGUGGUGUCUGUGAUUUUGUAUUGCAUAAGCACCAUGUGACCCAACAGAUCUCUUUAUAAGACAGUCGAGUUAACAGAAGGAGACAAGGGAGUCUCCAGGACAGCUCUUGAAACAUCUUCAACUCAGCAAGCCAUCACAAGACCAGCAUGUCCUCUAUAAAGCGUCUCAACACUUCUGACUCACAGAAUAAACACCAACACUUCACUGAUGUUCAUGGUCUGCCGUGCAUUGAGAAUCUGGUGUGCUCUGCAGAUGAAACCCCAGAGCCCAUCACAACUACAAUUACAGGUAACAUCCCCUUCUGGAUCAAAGGCAAUUUCCUCAGAAAUGGACCUGGAAAGUUUGAGAUCGGAAGAAGUAGUUUCAACCACUGGUUUGAUGGCAUGGCGCUUAUGCACCAGUUCCACAUUGAGGAUGGAAAGGUGACAUACAUGAGCCGCUUCCUCAACAGUGAUUGCUACAAGGAAAACCUUGAGCAUAACCGCAUUAUGGUGUCUGAAUUUGGCACGAUUGCCAUGCCAGACCCAUGCAAGAACUUCUUCCAGCGCUUCCUCUCUCGCUUUGAGCUGCCGAAGCCAAGUGACAAUGCGAAUGUGAGCUUUGUGCAAUAUAAAGGAGACUACUAUGUCAGCACAGAGACCAACUUUAUGCACAAAAUAGACCCACAGACGCUGGAAACAAAAGAAAAGGUGGACUGGAGUAAAUUUGUUGCAGUUAAUGGAGCCACAGCUCAUCCCCAUGUGGAUCCUGAUGGAAGUACAUACAACAUGGGCAACUCUUACACUCGAAAAGGUGCUUUCUACAAUAUAAUAAUGGUGCCGUCAAAGAAGGCAAAUCCAAAUGAUACCUUGGAAGGAGCCUCAGUUGUGUGUUCAAUCCCCUCAGAGGACAAGUCCAAACCAUCCUACUAUCACAGCUUUG
Molecule: messenger RNA, 983 nt
Organism: Sinocyclocheilus grahami
Lineage: Eukaryota; Metazoa; Chordata; Actinopteri; Cypriniformes; Cyprinidae
Product: beta,beta-carotene 9',10'-oxygenase-like
Exons: 6
Biological process (GO): carotene catabolic process; retinal metabolic process
Cellular component (GO): mitochondrion
Molecular function (GO): beta-carotene 15,15'-dioxygenase activity; carotenoid dioxygenase activity
Source: RefSeq, a predicted model, not a curated record